Messenger RNA from Geodia barretti, 3240 nucleotides. The record is from the annotation of a GenBank genome assembly. NCBI's taxonomy places the organism in Eukaryota, Metazoa, Porifera, Demospongiae, Tetractinellida, Geodiidae.
GGUUAUAAUCGCCUAUAUAGUUGAUUUAAAAUGGCGCUCUAUAGGCCGCAGUGGCUCUACGCGAAUAAGUUUCGUCUAUUUCUAACGCUUGUCCUUUUCACCAUCGUCGUUGUGUAUUUGGGACGCCCCAAGCUCUCUCUCUUCUUCUCAGAGCUUGAGUUACCCUCCGUUGAGGAACUACGAAAUGAUUCGACUCCACUCCGUUGGAAGCCGUGUGGAGGAGCGUUUAUCAAUGGCAGCAAUGUAGUGGAUCGUGAGGGCAACGAACCCCACAGAAAAAUGCUCCUGUCAGUUACUGCGAAGGACGCCGACGUUGAUGAUGUGCUGAAGGCGUUGCAUGCCCUGCAAGUUACCUGCCAGAGUCGCCCUCUCGUUGAGACAGAGAAACUAGGAAAGACAUUUGCCAAGUUCCUGAUAGCCCUAAAGAACUAUACAGUGUUUCAUGCACUCGAAAGGAAGAAACCUUCAGCAAAGCGACUAUUGUGGGUGUGCAAAAAUGGAUGCGGAGGAAUCGCUGACAGGAUGAAGGGCAUUGCUUUUGCUCUCAUGCUAGCCAUGUUUUCGCGAAGAGUUUUGCAUCUGGAUUGGGGCCCCCAGCAAGGACUUAGUGAGCUGGCAUUCCUGGAGCCGAAUGCCAUUGACUGGCAUCUCAUGCAAGAAGAAAGAGAGAAAGCGUACUUGCAAGACAAUCACCAUUUUUACACAAAAAGUUCGUCCAUAAAUGGAGUUGCUAAAAACUUGCGCAAAUUGCUGGAAGCUACGAAGAAGGAAAGUUUACAAUGGGUUGCUGUGAAUACUAACCUAUCCCCUAGUACCCUUGCAAACACAGUAGGAUACGAAUGGAUCAAUAAUGGCAUGGCUUCUCUAAGUCUUAACAACGUACAUGACUUAAACAUUAACUUAAUUGGACUGGCUUUCCGAUACCUCUUUAAAUUUUCGUCUUAUCUCUUGCAAGAGGUGAGGGCCGCUCGCAGAGUGCUAGGACUUGAACACACAAGAUAUGUGGGGCUACAUGUGAGGACAGGAUUUGAAGGCUGGGAGCAGCAUCCCAACGUGUACACAAAACCCCGGCAAUGGAGCGAGUCAAUAUCCUGUGCCUAUCGGUAUGCCACUCAACACUUUGGCAAUGAAGUUCCUAUCUUCUUAGCCACAGAUUCAAAACAAGUAAAAGGUAUGGUUGGGCCAGAGUACAGAGGUCAAAUCAGGUGCCUAGACAAUGUUGUUCUCCACGUGGGCAAACUGAAGAAACUGCACAGCAAGACAAAGGCCCAAGUUAAAGAAAGUUUGUUUAGUGUUUGGGUUGAGCUGAUUUUGUUGGCUGAGUCCCACAGUUUAGUGAGGGGGGUUUCAGGUUAUGCAUUUUUAGCUGAGUGUUUGUGCUUCAUGCCCAAGGAAAGAACAGUCCGUGCAUUAACAUGUACUUCUUCAUAUGAGCGGAAGUGAAAACUGUUGGCUGAGGGGGAACACUUUCAAUGCGGCAAUUUUCGUGUAACAAUGAUGAUACGUUUCAUAAUAAUGAGUGACGGAAGGAUAAUUUGGUGAUAAUCUUGUGGCAGACUCGUUUGACAAGGAGAAUCUGUCUCCAAACAACAAAAAUGAUGAAGAUCACUCACUGAAGACUGAGCCUCCAACCAGGUUGAAACAAAAGGCUGAGCUGAAGAAGGGUACACACUCAGAAAAUGCUAUUGACUUGGAGAGACUGCAGCAAGAAGAAGUUCGAUACUGGAUUAAAUCACUUGAGUUGAUGGAGGAGGACAAAGAGCGUCUUGUUGGGGGACUUUGGCUAAAUGACAGUCACAUUUUUGCUGCUUCAAAGCUGUUAAAUAAGAAGUACCCUCAGCAGAAUGGUCUCCAGUCAACACAACCCCUGGCGAAGAAGCUGCAAUGGAAGUCGAAUAAUGUAGACUUUGUUCAAGUGGUACACAUCAGUGGGUGUGUACAUCGAAUGUGCACAGUGCACCCGAGUUUGUGACAUAUAUGACAGCAUGCCAGCCUCCCACUCACCUACUCUCAUCAGGCAGGUUGCAGCAAUGAUGAAAUGUUCCGAGCCAUCAUUUAGAAUGAGGUACAUCAAUGUACAGAUGCAAGCAGGAUCAUCUGAUUGUGGCCUAUUUGCCAUAGCCUUUGCUGUUGCUUUGUGUGCGGGAAAAGACCCACACAAAUGUUCCUUCGACCAGGGUCAGAUGAGAAGGCAUCUGUACCAGUGUUUGGAGAAAGGUGAACAUAGCGAGUUCCCAGCAUCAAAGAAGCCAAGACGCUGUACUAGCAGCAUCAAGUCCAUCAAAACAAUCCAAGUAUAUUGCAUGUGCCACUUGCCAUGGGACAAGGAUAUCAACUUGUAUGGUAGCCUUGCACAGUGUGACGGAUGCAGAAACUGGUUUCACCAGAAAUGCAUGAACAUUCCUGAUGCUGCAUUUGUUGAACAAUCUUUUUCUUGGCUAUGUACUUCUUGCUCACUGUUGUAAAAAUAUUGUUCUUGUUUUUCUCUGCACAUUAUUCAUCUUGCUUACAAAUUUUGUUGCACAUUAUUCAUCUUUUUUACUAUUGUAAGUAGCUAUAUAAUAAUAUGCUGUAGAGAUAAUCUUCAAGUCUAUAUAGCAAAUUCUUAUAGCAUGCAAGGGGUGCCUUUUUUCACAAGGGGGUGCCUAUAUUUAUUAUAAAUAUGGACACCCGGGUAGCUAAAAUUCCGUGAAAAUAGGCACCCGGGUACCAAUAAUUCCAUGAAAAUGGGUACCCCGGGUGCUUAUAUUUAGGGGUGUGCAUUUUCACUUGACACCGGGUUUUGAGUCAAUAGCCCCCUGUGGGUGUAGCGGCUGGGUACAAGACUUAAGGUACAAUAUAAUAUAGCAUGUGCAUGGUGUUAACAGUGAAUUAGUGACAUAGAAUUGUGUAAUGCAGUAUAAUCAGGCAAAACCCCUCCAUAAAGGACACCCCGCUAUAAUUGACAAAAUGUUGUGGCUCUAAGUUGUCCGCCUUAGAGGGGUUCCACUGUAAUUGUAUAUAAUAGUAUCGGCACGAUUUUCGUGUCGUUUGAGGAAACGAAAACGAAAUCGCAUAUGAGCGAAUUUUCGCGUGGAGGAAUGAAGGUGAGUAUUAAAGUUGUUGAGCACAACUAACCAGUGGAACCAGACGACCUUUUAUCGUCACGUUUCCCAAGUCUGGCACUAUCGUGUGUGGAGCAGAUCGUCAAGCUACUUCGCAAUGGCGGCCAGUCAGACAACAUCAAGUUGGACAGAUCAA